This is a messenger RNA of Mobula hypostoma (lesser devil ray), 3200 nucleotides long. RefSeq names its product interferon regulatory factor 6-like. NCBI's taxonomy places the organism in Eukaryota, Metazoa, Chordata, Chondrichthyes, Myliobatiformes, Myliobatidae. The record is from RefSeq and is a predicted model, not a curated record. Gene Ontology annotation, biological process: regulation of transcription by RNA polymerase II; immune system process. The transcript has 9 exons. Gene Ontology annotation, cellular component: nucleus. Gene Ontology annotation, molecular function: DNA-binding transcription factor activity, RNA polymerase II-specific; RNA polymerase II cis-regulatory region sequence-specific DNA binding; protein binding. Bases 394 to 1836 code for a protein of 480 amino acids.
ACCCGGAAGGGUGUGGACUCGGCAAGAACAGCUGUAAGGUCGGCGUCAUUUUCACGGUCAGAUUGUUUUAGCUCAGUUUGAAACUCAGGAAGUGAGGCUGGAUCUCUCACAUCCUCUAUCUGGAAGCUCAAGGAGGAAUAAACUCCGCUUUCGAUCUGACUGCCACCAAAGGAUUGCCAGCCGAACAAGUAAGAGUACAGAGCAGACGUGCUGGGAACCAACAGCUCCUCUUGGCAACAACAUAAAAACGCGGAGAAACACCUAGGUGAGAAGGGAGAAAACCUGACGCUGGCUCGCAGGUCCGAAUCGACCGGCUCAAUGUUCCUGUGAUCAGCUCGUCAAUUUCCGGUCCUCUCUCGGGAUUUGCGAUUGGACGCUGAGGAGCCUGGAGUGAUGGCCAUGCACCCACGCAGGAUUCGGUUAAAACCAUGGCUCCUGGCACAGGUUGACAGCGGGCAUUAUCCUGGGCUCCAGUGGUUAGAUGAUCAACGGAAGCAUUUUCAGAUCCCAUGGCGGCAUGCCACCAGGCACGCCCCUUCCCAGGAUGACGACAACACCAUUUUCCGGGCUUGGGCAGUGGAGACAGGCAGAUAUCAGCAGGGGGUUGAUGGCCCAGAUCCUGCUAAAUGGAAAGCAAAUCUGCGCUGCGCACUCAACAAGAGCCGUGAGUUCAAGCUGCUUUAUGACGGUACUAAGGAAACCCCAAUGCAGCCAUACAAGAUCUACCAAGUGUGUGACCUUCAGCAGUCUAAUGGAGGGAACAACAGUCCAGAGGCCAACGACUAUGAGUGGGACGAUGAGGAUGAGCGUCAACUCCAAACUUUGUUCCCAUCAAUGACCUUGGAAGACAAUCCCAGCCUACCGCCGUAUCCAACCCAGACCUGGCCGAAGCAGGAGGUUGCAGCGUCAGACUCCUGCAUGAAUGGACUUGCUCACCCAGCACUGCCACAGGGGGACCUCUCCCAGGCGAACCUCGAUCAGAGUGAACUCACACAGCCGAACCUUGCUCAUGGGCUUGUUCAGCCAAGUAUCCCUGUCGCAGCUCAAGGACCACUUCAUCCCCUGCCACUGCAGCAAGUGGAUCAGUUCCCAUCGCUGAUCACUUCCGAGAUGUUCAUCAACUCUCUGCCACUGACGGACCUGGAUGUGAAAUUCCACUACCGAGGGAAACAGAUGGGAUCAUUGAUCACGGUCAGCAAUCCUCAUGGCUGCCGCCUGUACUAUGGUGACCUAGGCCCUAUCCCAGACCAAGUGGAGCUCUUUGGACCCGUUACCCUGGAGCAGGUCCGUUUCCCCGGCACAGAGCAGCUAUCUCAUGAGAAGCAGCGAUAUUACACGAACCACCUGCUGGAUGUCAUGGACCGGGGCCUGAUCCUGGAGAUCCACGGGCAGGAUAUCUAUGCUAUCCGUCUGUGCCAGUGCAAAGUGUACUGGUCAGGACCGUGUGCUAAUGGAGCUUCACGACCCAACCCCAUUGAGAGAGAGAAGAAGAUCAAGCUCUUCAGUUUGGAGAACUUUCUUAGUGAAUUGAUAAUGUACCAGAAGGGCCAGGUGAGUGUUGCCCCGCUGUACGAGAUCCAACUCUGCUUUGGUGAGGAGUGGCCCGAUGGGAAACCCAAGGAAAAGAAGCUGAUUAUGGUGCAGGUGAUUCCAGUUGUGGCACGGAUGAUGUUUGAGAUGUUUUCUGGAGAGCUCUCAUUUGAUAGCGGGAGCAUCCGUCUCCAGAUUUCCAACCCAGACCUUAAGGACAAUGUGGUAUUUCAGUUUAAGGAACUCCACCGGUUGCUGCAGUCCCAGCAGGGGCAGUGGCUAAUGCAACCUGCUAACCCACAGUGAAUUGAAACGCCCACAAGAAGAGGAAACAAGCCCUCCAGAAUACUGCCAAGCUUGUUGGAUCAUGGAUUUAAACCUGCUGCUAACAUCUUUUAAGAGGAAAGUUUCAAGAGUUUAAAUGCAGACAGACUAAGGCAACCACCAGAGCGUUCCACACCUAGUGUUGGAACUGGCUGAACACGCAGUUUGAAAGAGAACUCAUUCCUUGUCAUUUGCCUUUCCAUUAUCACCUUCCCUGAAAGACAAAGGGCUGUUUCAGUCCACUUCUGUCAGACUGCAACACCAGGGAGGGGACAACAAAUGCUCAGAGAAAAACGGCAACAUUUUCUUUAUUAAGAGAAAAGUGUCUGUGUCUAGUUUCAAAGCCCAAAAUUGUGUUGCAGUGUGAGACCUCAUGUUGUACAAAUAGCUUUGUGUGAUGAGUGUGUUUCAUAUCACAGAACACAAAGCGGACACACUGUGACACUCCUUUUGUAACUAGUCUUCUUGCUGAUUGCUACCAUUAUGUUUGAAAGCAACCAGAGCUACUAACAACAGCAUACCUACUCCAUGCACUUUUGAUUGGAAUGCUUCUGCAAUACAAGUCUUUUGUUUAAUUUUUCUAUGUAUUUCUUUCUGAAAUUGUCAGUUAGAUAAUCGUGAAGCCCUAGAUAUACUAUCUCUUCAAGUUAAUUUUCUGUCAGUUGGAUCUGUGCAGAUUGUAUGUGCGUAUAUUAAUGGCUGACUGGCUAUCAGCGGAGUGAGAAAUGAGGAAAAGAGGUCGAACUCUCACACUGAAGUUAGUGAUUUAGACUUUCUGAACAUGGCAUUUGUCUGGUGAGAGUUCAAUUUCAUGUUUAUUGUCUUCACCCCUACACGUGUAUGCUGCCAAGGUUCCUCCACACUAAGGUGCACACUACAUAAAACCACACAUGUAACACAAAGUAAUAUUACCACAAAUAAAUUAACAAAUAACGUGUAUAUAUGAUACAAGUUAAAAAGUAAACAGUAUAACACUACCAGUGCUUCAUACGUGAUGGGACCUGGGUCGUGGCAGUGAGUUCCGUAGUCUCACGGCCUGGGAAAAGAAGCUUUUUCCCAUCCUAACAGUUCUUGUCCUAAUGCUACAGUACUUCCUGCCAUAGUGGGUCUGUUAUUGUACAGCAAUUGAGAGGCACAGGAUGCCACUGCGUAACAGUGGGAUGGGGUACUUCUGGGUAGAAUAUUGUCAGUUUUCAAUACUGAGAUAUGAUUCUCGUGGGAGCAAAUCUAUCAUCCCUUUAGCAUUUUUUGCAGGGUCUGCCCUGUAAAACACGGGGGCACGGUACAGAUAGACCAGGGUUGGCCCUCCCCCAUAUCACAGUGAUGCGGUAGGGUUAGUUACAGUG